GCUUCAAAUAUUCCAAACUGACCAACCCCUUCCUGCACGCCAUAACAAUGCGUUGCCUCCCCACAACGAGACCGUAUCUCCAUUAAAGUAGCUGAGAGAGCUUGCAUUUUUACGAGUCGAGGUUGCGAGAUGAAGUUCGGGAAGAGGCUCAAGAAGCAGGUGGAGGAGAGCCUCCCGGGGUGGAGGGACAAGUUCCUGGCGUACAAGCGCCUCAAGGUGCUCGUCCGACUCGUCUCCGGCUCCUCGCCGCACCGUGCCGUGGCGGAGGCCACCUUCGUGCGGCUCCUCAACGACGAGGUGGACAGGUUCAACGCCUUCUUCCUGGAGCAGGAGGAGGAGUUCAUCAUCCGCCAUAAGAAUGUGCAGGAAGUAAGGGAGACGGUGAAGGCGGUGGCCGGCGAGGAGCCGUCGGAGGCGGAGCGUGCGGUGGAGAUGAGGAAGGUGAGGAGAGAGAUCGUGGAUUUGCACGGGGAGAUGGUGCUGCUCCUCAACUACAGCGCCGUCAACUACACAGGGCUGGCCAAGAUCCUGAAGAAGUACGACAAGCGUACGGGGCGGCUGCUCCGGCUGCCCUUCAUCGAGGAGGUGCUCAAGCAGCCCUUCUACACGACGGAGCUCAUGUCGAGGCUCGUCCGCGAGUGCGAGGAGACCAUGGCGGCCGUGUUCGCCUCCGACAACAGUGGUGACCAGUGGACGAGGAAGUGCUGCACCGACACUGGCAUGGCUCCUAUGGCACCAGAGCAGGGCAUUUUAAGGAACACCGUCGCGGCGCUGGUGGCCAUGCGGGAGCUCCGCAGCGGGAGCUCCACGUACGGGCACUUCUCGCUGCCACCCUUGGCAAAGGAGACGGAGCAUGGCCUGCUGCUGUCCAUCCAGGUUGCCGAUCUCGUUCAAUCUGAGGCACAUGGUAUUGUCCGGGUGGUUUGACAGAGUGCAUGAGUAUAAUUGUAGGUACAGGUUUCGAUGGCUACUUACCGGCGUCCGAUUAUAUGAUACGAGUAACGCAUACUGCGGACUUUUUAUUUAUUUAUUUAGAAAAGCCGCAAAUAUAA
Molecule: messenger RNA, 1052 nt
Organism: Triticum aestivum (bread wheat)
Lineage: Eukaryota; Viridiplantae; Streptophyta; Magnoliopsida; Poales; Poaceae
Product: SPX domain-containing protein 3
Exons: 3
Coding region: 130-927 (265 amino acids)
Biological process (GO): cellular response to phosphate starvation
Source: RefSeq, a predicted model, not a curated record